AUGUACCCAUCUCUAUUUCUUUUCGUCCAUCUGGCUUUUCAUGUCCUCGUGCCUAUCUUCGUAGGCGGGGAAGUUUCUCUCCUGCGAGAUGUCCUCACAGGAUCAGAUUUGAAGGCCCCAGUGGUUGAUCUUGAUGGCAUAGUUCAAAGCGUUCCAUCUCAUCCUCCUCACACUCUCAAUGCAAACCUCAUUGGAUCUGUGAAACCCUUUAACGCUGGAAUAUCGCAAAUCUCAAUGGAGAAAUACCAGUCUCGAUUUGUUAGAUUGCUCAUGAAUGCAGAUUCACCAAGCCGUCCUGUACCAUAUGAGACCUUUUUCAAAAAAGCUAAAAAGGUGGAGAAAUACAAAACAUUUGAAGAAAGUAUCCGGAAUAUGGCCAGUAAGACUGCAAAGUUGAUUCCAAAAAAAGUUUCAUCACCCCAAAAACUCAAAGCGCAUCUUUCUGAAAAUCAAGAUGCUUUGAUUGAAUGUUUCAAUUCUGCUAAGACUGCUCUCGAAGAGAUAAAAGUACAAGGAACUGGAAGACUUUGGGCCCUUGGAACAGUGGCUGGCCUUUUGCAACAUCUCCCCUCAGAUGCAUCAAAGGUAAUAUCCCAUUUGGCGACAGAUCUGUGGAAAGACUACAUAUAUCUAGAGAUACAAGCAGCGUUAGCAUUUGAAGCCUCUUUAAGUCACAAAUUUAGGAGUCACUUAAAGAAAGGAAAAGCAUUCUAUAACAAGAAUCCUGAUGGAAGAUGUUUUAAAAGAGCUGACUUCCUGGCUAGACAAGAAAGGAACAUGCGGAUGAGUGGUUCCAUAAGAAGCCACAAUCUUGAAAAAUAUGUGGUAAACAAAUUCCUGAGUGUGAGAAUUCCAUCAGAAACAGAGGAUAUCAAGAAAACCAUAGAGGAAUUUUCUGCAAUAUUCAAGGAUGUGGAGUACUCUAUCUGGAAAGCAGAAGAAGCUAUCAAUAUUUUCAUCUAUCUCACCCGUUAUUGGGAGCACACAAUGAGCACAGAAAGGAUCCUUGAAUUGAUUGAAACCAACAAAAAAAUCUACAGAGAUUUCUAUUCACCAUUUGCAAGAUUACAUUUGAAAAAUAUCAUUGAGAAUGAAGAAGAUCCACUAAAGAUAAAAGACUUAAUCCCAAAUGAAAUAAAGAAUACUCAUCUUACACCAAGCCCAGAAGCUAUUCAAAGUUUGAUCAAGACAUUGGAAGACAAACAAUUAAUGCCUGACAUAGAAUUUGAGAUAUAUAAACUUUUGAUGACAGAGUGUACACUUCAUCCAGAGGUAAAUGAGAUUUUGAUUGAUGCAAUUCAGAAUACAGAGUCUCUGGCUUCUCAAAUCCAAGAUAUCAGAAAAAGAAAUAGAUACAACUCAAUGAUUUGGGGAACAGAUUCUUUCAAGUUCUUUAACUAUAUAAACUCAAAUUACCUACUUACUCACAAGACUCCUCAGACUGCCAAAAGAGUAAAAUGUAAUCUACCUGAUCCUGAAGGAGACAUGUGA
Melampsora larici-populina 98AG31 is the source of this 1491-nucleotide messenger RNA. RefSeq lists its product as uncharacterized. The record is from RefSeq and is a predicted model, not a curated record. The transcript is spliced from 4 exons. Bases 1 to 1491 code for a protein of 496 amino acids. Lineage: Eukaryota; Fungi; Basidiomycota; Pucciniomycetes; Pucciniales; Melampsoraceae.